Paramecium sonneborni is the source of this 2018-nucleotide messenger RNA. NCBI's taxonomy places the organism in Eukaryota, Ciliophora, Oligohymenophorea, Peniculida, Parameciidae. The record is from the annotation of a GenBank genome assembly.
AUUUUGAAGUGUUUGUAAAUUGUCUUUGAUGAUGAAUAACAAUUGAGAAGCAAAGAUAUUGAGUUUAAAAAAACCGAGAAGUCAUAAUUAAUUGAUUGAAGAAAAUAGUUUAAGAAUAGUUCAAUGAAAAUAUUUGCCAUAAAAUAUAUAAAUUUUAAUUAUGCCUAAAAUAUCAUCAGAUAAGAAGCUAUUCUUUAAGCUUUUGGGAAAAGAAUUAAAUGAAGAAGAAUUGGAAGAGUUACUUUUCAGAUUUGGUAUUGAAGCAGAAGAAAGAGAGGAAGAGCCUGAUCUAUUAUAUUUUGAAAUAGCUGCCAAUAGACCAGAUUUAUUAUGUGUUGAAAAUUUAGUGCAUGCAUUGAGAGUAUAUAUGGGAAUGGAAAAAAAGAGAAAUUUUAACUUCAUUCCUGCAAAAGAAACAAUUUAUGUUAAAGCUGCAGUAAUUCUAGUAUAAAAAAUUAAUAGACUUAAUAAAUCAGACCAUUUGUUGUUGGAGCAAUACUAAGAGAUGUUACUCUAACAGAAGAUAGUUUUAAAUCUUUUUUAUCAUUUUAAGAUAAAAUACAUCAAAAUUAUGCUAGAAAAAGAACUUUAGUUUCUAUAGGAACUCAUGAUUUAGAUAAAAUAGAAGGACCCUUUUUUUAUGAUGCAUAAUAACCUUAAGAAAUUGUAUUUUAAGCUUUAAAAUAAAAUGAAAAGAUGAAUUGUAUUGAUUUAUUUAAUAAAUUACGAGUAAAUAAUAUUACAUAUAAUUUUAGGAAGACUAAUAUUUGAAAGGUUAUUUGAAGAUUAUUGAAAAUUCACCUGUUUAUCCUGUCAUAUACGAUAAUCAAAAGAGGGUAUGUUCAUUACCACCAAUAAUAAAUGGAGAGCAUUCUAAAAUGUCAGCAGAAACUAAAAAUAUAUUAAUUGAAGUUACAGCAGUAGAUGAAUAAAGAGCUUUAAAUACUUUAAAUUGUUUAGUAAGUGGGUUUGCUAUCUAUAAUGAAAAUUUAAAUAUUGAAAAGGUUAAUAUUAUCUAUGAAGUAAAUAAUAAACAAAUUGUUACACCUGUCAUAGAUGAAAGAACAUUAACAACAAAUAUAUAAUAUAUUAAUAAGGUUUUAGGAAUUAAUAUAAGUAAAUAAAUUAUAAUAAUUUUAGCAACUUAACAUGCAAGUGAAUUAUUAUAAAAUAUGGGUAUAAUAAGUGUUGCUAAAGAUGAAAAUAUUUUAGAAUGCUAAGUACCAUUUUAUAGAAGUGAUAUUCUUUAAUAAUGUGAUAUUGCUGAAGAAAUUGGAAUUGCUUAUGAUUAUAAUAAAAUAGAAUUUAAAGUACCAGAAACAGCUACAACUGGAUCAGAAUACAGAUUAAAUAAAUUAUCAGAUAUGGUAAGAGAAGAAGUAGCACUAUGUGGUUUUGUAGAAUGUUUAAAUUUUGUGUUAAUGUCAAUUGAUGAAUAAACAAAAAUGUUAAAUAGACCUAAUCUAUAAAAUUAUGUAUCUAUUAAUAAUUCAAAAACUCCAUAAUUUUAAACUGUGAGAUCAACUCUUAUUCCUGGAAUUUUACAUACUUUAUAAGCUAAUUCAGAUAGCAAAUUACCAAUAAAGUUAUUUGAAGUUUCAGAUGUUUGUGUAAAAGGUAUGAAAUCAGAAAAAGAUGGAUUUUAAAAAGGAGAAGGAUAAGUUGGAACAUAUAAUUAAAGAAAUUUAGUUGCUAUUCAUUCUAGUAGUAAAAAAAGUGAAUUAGAAAUUUUGCAUGGAUUAUUAGAUUAAUUAAUGAUUAAACUAAGAGUCAAAAAGACAGAUUACCAUUUGAAAUAAUCUAAUGGUAAUUUUAAUCUUUUAUUUAUAGAUCCUUUAUUUUUCCAUUAAUUAUAGGCAGAAAUAAUUUAUAAAGAUCAACCAAUUGGAGGAUUAGGAGUAGUUCAUCCAGAAGUGCUUGAAAGAUUUGAUUGGAAAUAUCCAGUAACUCUAUUAGAAAUGAAUAUUCAGGUUAUUUUGAAUGAUUUCUGAAAUAUUAUGAUAAAUCAUUUAAUGAGA